Molecule: messenger RNA, 804 nt
Organism: Euleptes europaea (tarantolino)
Lineage: Eukaryota; Metazoa; Chordata; Lepidosauria; Squamata; Sphaerodactylidae
Gene: FITM2
Product: fat storage inducing transmembrane protein 2
Exons: 2
Coding region: 16-804 (262 amino acids)
Biological process (GO): phospholipid biosynthetic process; lipid droplet organization; lipid storage
Cellular component (GO): endoplasmic reticulum membrane
Source: RefSeq, a predicted model, not a curated record
CCGCCGCCUCCGAGGAUGGAUCGCGUAGACCGUUGGGCCCGCUCCGCGCGCUCCUGCCUGGUGCGGAGCUCGGUGCGGAGGGCCAUGCCCUGGGGGCUGCUGGGCCUCACGCUGGGCGGCUCCCUGGUGAAGGAGUGGGCGCCGCUGCCCGAAUCCUACCUGAGCAACAAGCGCAACCUGCUCAACGUGUAUUUUGUGAAAAUCGCCUGGGCCUGGACGUUAUGGCUGCUGCUGCCUUUCAUCGGCAUCACUAACUACCACGUCACCCGGAACGCACUGGUGGUGUUGCGACGCCUUACUGCUCUGCUGGUCGGCACCGUGGUAUGGUAUGCGUGCACGAGGGUGUUCCUGCACAUUGAGGACCUCACGGGCAGCUGCUACAAAUCGCCAGCUCUUGAUGCACUGCACCGGCAGCAUCCCAGCAAACUGCAGUGCCAACAAGCUGGCGGCUUCUGGCACGGUUUUGACAUUUCCGGGCAUUCCUUCCUCCUCUCGUACUGCGCCCUGAUGAUCGUGGAAGAGAUGGCCGUGAUGCACAGCUUGAAAACCUCCAGGAACCCCCGGCUGCACAUGGUGGUCAGCUGCCUGUUCCUGGCUUUGAGUUGCUUGACCGUGAUCUGGUUGUUCAUGUUUUUGACCACUGCUAUAUAUUUCCAUGACUUCUCCCAAAAGCUUUUUGGCACCUCGGUGGGCCUCAUGGCAUGGUAUGGAACAUACAGGGUCUGGUACCUGACGCCCUUCUCUCCUGGACUUCCUCCGCAAAGUGUUACCUUGAGCUCUCAAAAGCCCAAACGUAGCCUAUAA